GGACCUGGCUUGGGCCUGGGAGUCCUUCCACCGUGAGGUGCCCACCAGUUCAGGCCACUCCUUGGGAGGGUGGAGGUUGGGGGUGGGAUACGGCCCCCCUCAGCCUCAGGCCUGAGGCCUCCUGAGACCUGAGCCUCUGGCCCACCCGAGGAGAAGGAGCUUAAUUCCAUCGCUUCCGAGCUGUCUGCACGGCAGGAGGAGAGCGAACAUUCUCAUAAACAUUUAAUUGAACUCCGCCGGGAAUUUAAGAAAAAUGUACCUGAGGAAAUCAGAGAGAUGGUGGCUCCUGUUUUAAAAAGCUUUCAAGCCGAGGUGGUGGCCCUUAGUAAGAGAAGUCAGGAGGCCGAGGCCGCUUUCCUGAGUGUUUACAAGCAAUUAAUUGAAGCACCAGACCCCGUGCCUGUGUUUGAGGCAGCCCGCACCCUAGACGACAGACUGCAGCCCCCCAGCUUCGACCCCAGCGGGCAGCCCCGGCGAGACCUCCACGCCUCGUGGAAGAGACACCCCGAGCUUCUUUGCCCCAAAGAGCUGAGAGAGGGGCUGUCUCCAGCAGGGCCCACGCUGACCGAGGGGGGCCGCCUCCCAGGCAUUCCCGGCAAAUCCCUCCUGACAGACACCUUGCUGCAGAGAAAUGAGGUGGAGAAACAAAAGGGCCUUCAAGAAGUUCAAGUCACUUUGGCGGCCAGACUGGGGGAGGCAGAGGAGAAGAUCAAGGUCCUCCAUUCAGCCUUGAAGGCCACACAGACGGAGCUGCUGGAGCUGCGGAGGAAAUACGACGAGGAGGCCGCGUCCAAGGCAGAUGAAAUCGGCCUGGUCAUGACCAACCUGGAGAAAGCUAAUCAGCGAGCCGAGGCCGCCCAGCGGGAGGUAGAAAGUCUCCGGGAACAGCUCGCCUCUGUCAACAGCUCCAUCCGCCUGGCCUGCUGCUCCCCCCAGGGACCCAGUGGGGAUAAGGUGAACUUCGCGCUGUGCUCGGGCCCUCGGCUGGAGGCCGCCCUGGCCUCCAAGGACAGGGAGAUCCUGCGGCUGCUGAAGGACGUGCAGCACCUCCAGAACUCCCUGCAGGAGCUGGAGGAGUCCUCUGCCAACCAGAUCGCGGACCUGGAGCGGCAGCUCACGGCCAAGUCCGAGGCCAUAGAGAAGCUGGAGGAGAAGCUCCAGGCCCAGUCUGACUAUGAAGAAAUUAAAACAGAGCUGAGCAUCCUGAAAGCCAUGAAGCUGGUGUCCAGCACCUGCAGCCUCCCCCAGGGCCUGGCCAAGCCCGACGACGCGCUGCUGCUGGCAAAGGAGGCCUUCUUCCCGGUGCAGAAAUUCCUCCUGGAGAAGCCGGGGCUCCUGGCCAGCCCUGAGGAGGACCCCUCGGAGGACGAUUCCAUCAAGGACUCGCUAGGCACGGAGCCGCCCUACCCCUCCCCUCAGCAGCUCCCGCCACCUCCAGGGCCCGAGGACCCCCUGUCCCCUAGCCCCGGGCAGCCCCUGCUGGGCCCCGACGGCCCGCGGACGUUCUCGCUGUCCCCCUUCCCCGGCCUGGGUGCGGGCGAGAGGCUGGUGGGGGACGCGCUGCUGCCGAGACACCUGAUGCCCCCGGCCGCCUUCAAGGGGGAGCCGGGGGGCCUGCUGCUGCUCCCCCCGGCCUUCUACGGCGCCAAGCCCCCCGCGGCCCCGGCCACACCCGCCCCCGCCCCGGAGCCGCCCGGGGCCCUGGAGCCGUCGGAGGGCGGAGGGGGCGGCGCGGCGGGGGGCUCGGCCGGCGCGGAGGAGGAGCAGCUGGACACGGCCGAGAUCGCCGUCCAGGUGAAGGAGCAGCUGCUCAGGCACAACAUCGGGCAGCGCGUGUUCGGCCACUACGUGCUGGGGCUGUCGCAGGGCUCGGUCAGCGAGAUCCUGGCCCGGCCCAAGCCCUGGCGCAAGCUCACGGUCAAGGGCAAGGAGCCCUUCAUCAAGAUGAAGCAGUUCCUGUCGGAUGAGCAGAACGUGCUGGCCCUGAGGACCAUCCAGGUGCGGCAGCGAGGUAGCAUCACCCCGAGAAUCCGCACGCCUGAGACAGGCUCGGACGAUGCCAUCAAGAGCAUCCUGGAGCAGGCCAAGAAGGAGAUCGAGUCGCAGAAGGGGGGUGAGCCCAAGAAUUCAGCAGCCACCCUGAGCUUCGCCAACGGCACGGCCGCCAGCAGCACAUCAGAGGAUGCCAUCAAGAACAUCCUGGAACAAGCACGCCGCGAGAUGCAGGCGCAGCAGCAGGCCCUGCUGGAGAUGGACGCAGCCCCCCGGGGCCACUUGGUGCCACCCUCGCCCCCAGAGCGGCCCUCGCUGGCCACUGUGAACCAGAAUGGGGCCCUGGCCUACGUCAAGCAAGAGGAGGGUGGCAGCAGUGGCGGGACAAGCAGCAGCGCCACGCAGACGCCCCUCACAGUCCUGUCCCCCGCCGCCUUCGUGCAGAGCAUCAUCCGGAAGGUCAAGUCCGAGAUCGGCGAUGCCAGCUACUUCGACCACCACUGGGCCUCAGACCGUGGCCUGCUCGGCCGCCCCUACACCUCCGUCUCGCCCUCGCUGUCCUCCUCCUCCUCCAGCUACUCCGGCCAGCCCAACGGGCGGGCCUGGCCCCGCGGGGACGAGGCCUCUGCGGCCCCCGAGGAAGAGGCAGCCGGGGCCGAGGACGAGCCCCCCAGGGUGGGAGAGCUGAAGGCUGAGGGCGGCGGCCCCGAGCCGGGCAGUGGCGGGCGGCUGGCCUACUACCCCGCCUACGUGCCACGCACCCUAAAGCCCACAGUGCCGCCCCUGACCCCUGAGCAGUAUGAACUCUACAUGUACCGUGAGGUUGACACACUGGAGCUGACACGCCAGGUCAAGGAGAAGCUAGCCAAGAACGGGAUCUGCCAGAGGAUCUUUGGGGAGAAGGUGCUGGGCCUGUCGCAGGGCAGUGUCAGCGACAUGCUGUCCCGGCCAAAGCCCUGGAGCAAGCUGACGCAGAAAGGGCGCGAGCCCUUCAUCCGCAUGCAGCUGUGGCUCUCGGACCAGCUCGGCCAGGCGGUCAGCCAGCAGCCCGGCGCCCCCCAGGCCAGUCCCACCGAACCAAGGUCCUCGCCGUCCCCACCCCCCAGCCCCACGGAGCCUGAGAAAAGUUCCCAGGAGCCCCUGAGCCUGUCCCUGGAGAGCAGCAAGGAGAACCAGCAGCCAGAGGGCCGUUGUGGCUCCUCGCUGGGUGGCAAGACGUCCUUGGGCAGCCAGGCCCUGGGGGGCAUCCAGGAGAUGGUGGCCAUGUCUCCUGAGCUGGACACGUACUCCAUCACCAAGAGGGUCAAGGAGGUCCUCACGGACAACAACCUAGGGCAGCGGCUGUUCGGGGAAAGCAUCCUGGGGCUGACCCAGGGCUCCGUGUCUGACCUGCUGUCCCGGCCCAAACCCUGGCACAAGCUGAGCCUGAAGGGGCGGGAGCCCUUUGUCCGCAUGCAGCUGUGGCUCAGUGACCCCCAUAAUGUGGAGAAGCUGAGGGACAUGAAGAAGCUGGAGAAGAAAGCUUACUUGAAACGCCGCUACGGCCUCAUCAGCACCGGCUCGGACAGCGAGUCUCCGGCCACCCGCUCCGAGUGCCCCAGCCCCUGCCUGCAGCCCCAGGACCUGAGCCUCCUGCAGAUCAAGAAGCCCCGAGUGGUGCUGGCGCCUGAGGAGAAGGAGGCACUGCGGAAGGCCUACCAGCUCGAGCCCUACCCCUCCCAGCAGACCAUCGAGCUCCUCUCCUUCCAGCUCAACCUCAAGACGAACACGGUCAUCAACUGGUUCCACAAUUACAGGUCCCGGAUGCGCCGGGAGAUGUUGGUGGAAGGGACCCAGGACGAGCCGGACCUCGACCCGAGUGGAGGUCCCGGUGUACUACCGCCAGACCACUCCCACCCGGACCCCACUCCGCAGAGCCCUGACUCUGAGGCUGAGGACCAGAAGCCCGUCGUGAAGGAACUGGCUCUUCAUGGGGGCUCCAAGGAGAGCAUCAUGCCCUUGACUGCCCAGGACCAGGCCCAAGUGAGGGUCAAGCAGGAAAAGACAGAGGAGGACGCUGAAGAGGAGGUGGGCAGCCGGCCCCAGGACUCAGGGGAGCCGGACAAGGCCCCAGGGCCCCCCAAGGAGGAGCGCCUCGACCCCCUGGGUAACGAAGGACUCCCAAAAACGGCCCCAGGGCCCCUGCUUCCAGGUGGGACCACCCCAGACUGUCCCUCUCUACAUCCCCCCGAGGAGAGUGAGGGCGGGGAGCGGCUUCACCCGGACCCUCUAAGUUUUAAAUCCGCCUCGGAGUCCUCGCGCUGCAGCCUGGAGGUGUCGCUGAACUCGCCCUCAGCCGCCUCCUCGCCGGGCCUCGUGACGUCUGUGUCGCCCGUCCCCUCCUCCUCGGCCCCCGUCUCCCCCUCCCCACCUGGCGCCCCCCCUGCCAAAGUGCUGAGUGCCAGCCCCAGUGCCGACACCACCGGGGCCUUGCACCCUGGCACCAAGGGGAACCCUAACUUGCAGCGGCGGCACGAGAAGAUGGCCAACCUGAACAGCAUCAUCCACCGGCUAGAGAGGGCUGCCAAUCGGGAGGAGGCCCUGGAGUGGGAGUUCUGAGGACGGGCUGAGGGGGCAAGAGGACAAGGCACAUAGCCCGGUGGCUGCUUUCCUGCUCUCACUCACUCUCCCGGACGGGGUGGGGGCGGGAGGGAGGAACUCAUCCAUCAUCACGUGGAGAGCGAUGUUAUUCCGUUUACAUUUUUUGUUGUAAUCCUAGUUUUAUGAAAUUGCGAGUGAGUGGGUGGGGCAGGUGCCAGUGCCCCCUCUUUUGGGCACCCCCUGCCCCCAGGGAGCCCCAGGAAUCCUGCCCGUCUCCUCCACGCUGACCUCCGCAGGAGGCAGAAGCAAAAUGGCUCCACAUUUUCACCUGAAAACUCCAAACUCUUUUAGGAAAAAAUAAAUAUUUAUAGACCUCUUUUAGAUAUUUUAAUAAAGGAUCCUUUGGAAUUUAUUCCCAGCCGAUGCUGUUUUGAUAUUACAGAGAGUUAUAAAAUCAGGAUGCUGUCACAACUGUUGCGAAGUAUACACUGAAGUUGUGUCGUUUUGUUUUGUUUUGUUUUGUUUUGCCACUAGAUGAGAUUAAAAGAAGACAAUUGUUCAAAGCCAUCACAAAAAACACUAUAAGACUGACCAAAAUUUAGAUAACCUUAGAACCGCGGUUUCCCCCCACAUCUGUCUGUGAGACACAGUACAUGGCUAUUGUACUUCCAGAAACCAUGCCGAAAAGAGAAAAGUCCAAAAGACUCUAAAUGAAAACCUCAAUGCCAUGCGUCUCCUUCUGGUGGUCUGUUUUGCAGCCUCCAUAACCCAGCAUCCCGUGCCCUUGUAAAUGUAGAUCUGUGGGCUGGGCCCGACCGUCCUAUACCUGGUGUAGCACGGCACAAAACAAACUGCUUACCUUCCCUCGACUUAGGAACCUGUGAGCCAUGGAAAUCAGACACCAUCCAUGGACAAGAUGUGUUUCCAGAUCCUUUGGAAAGCUGGGCAUGGGGCAGGUGCUUGGAGGGGGGCGCUUGAGCCAUCCCCAGUGUGAAUUGUGGCCACGGGCCGGAAGUUUCCCUAUUGGUAUCAGCGUGGGCUUUCCAAAGCAAGACCAUGGCCCCUGGCUUCCUCUCCUUGUGUUUUAAGAAAGUAACAGCGUUGGUCAUUCCACAAGCACUGAAGCUUGGCACACAAUGCCAAAAAGAGUAAAUUAAACUAGAGAGCCCAACUCCCCUUCUCUCCAUCUUCUCUCUCAAGUUGACGGUGGUGCCAUUUCUAGACAGCGUUCUGCAACUCGAGUCCACAUGGAACAAAGUGAGAAGGCCAAGUUCACCAUAGCAUGUCCACCGUCACCCAACCUGUAAGUCCACUCUCCCGCUUUCCAGCACAUGACAUUCAGGGAGAAGGGACCCGGUCCACCGACUCGGAGGAGCCUUUCCUCCAGCAUCUUCAUCAUGAUUUCCAGGGGAGAUUUCCCAAUUUGGAUGAAACGGCCGCCAUAUUGGUUGUUGAAUCUCUUUUUUGUUUUUUAUUUCUUUUCCUUUUUCGAACUCUCCAUGGAGAGGCUAAAUUGGGUGACUCCCCAGCUGACUCAAGUGACAAUGAAAAGGUGGCCAAAAUCAGUGCCCAGCCAACGCCAGGGAGAGAGAUGGCUGAUGGGGUUCAAGGAUGCAGCGAGUGUUUUGAAACCGUGUUGGCAAAACCCAGAGACCAGAAGGGGACAGAUGAGGAUCAACUCUCGUGCACCUAGCCCAGGCUGCAGUCUCCACACCCAUCAAAAACUCAAAUCCCAAUGGAAACCUCCUUUUCCACCCGAACCCAGGCUAUGCAUCGAAGAGUUUUCCACUGUAUACAUUUUUAUCCAGAUGAAGGUAUUUUUAUAUUUUGACAAUAGGAAACAGUGACCAAUUUUCAGAGUAAUAAAACCUGGAACAAAUGAACCAUCUCGUUUUAGCCACCACCGCUCUGUUGCAAUCAAGACAACCGUGGGGAACACACCACUUUUUACUGUCAAAAUCAACACAGCUUUGAAAUCCAGGCUUUCACAUGGACUACGAUUCUUAGAGAACUAAAAAUUGGCUUUAGUGUGACGGGAUUUGAUUAAGCACUUAGUAUACUCUUUUGAACACUGAAAUCCUGUUAUACUUAAAGCUAAGCAGACCCAUGAUCAACUUUGUCAGGUUCAUGUCCUAUAAUGGAGAAAACAAAAAAACAAAAAAAACUACAAAACCGUUUCUAUGAGAGAUUGAUGAACUUUGUUUAAAAUUUUAACAAAAGGAACACGUUCUGUAAACG
This is a messenger RNA of Choloepus didactylus (southern two-toed sloth), 6810 nucleotides long. It is a transcript of the gene CUX2, whose product is annotated as cut like homeobox 2. The coding region runs from base 277 to 4590 and encodes 1437 amino acids. Gene Ontology annotation, biological process: regulation of DNA-templated transcription. The transcript has 22 exons. The record is from RefSeq and is a predicted model, not a curated record. Gene Ontology annotation, molecular function: DNA-binding transcription factor activity, RNA polymerase II-specific; DNA binding. NCBI's taxonomy places the organism in Eukaryota, Metazoa, Chordata, Mammalia, Pilosa, Megalonychidae.